This is a messenger RNA of Lytechinus variegatus (green sea urchin), 614 nucleotides long. It is a transcript of the gene rps24, whose product is annotated as 40S ribosomal protein S24-like. Gene Ontology annotation, molecular function: structural constituent of ribosome. Bases 55 to 450 code for a protein of 131 amino acids. Gene Ontology annotation, cellular component: ribosome. The record is from RefSeq and is a predicted model, not a curated record. Gene Ontology annotation, biological process: translation. NCBI's taxonomy places the organism in Eukaryota, Metazoa, Echinodermata, Echinoidea, Temnopleuroida, Toxopneustidae. The transcript is spliced from 6 exons.
CUCUAUCGAACAACAAACGACAGUCUCUUUUCGGUCACUCAGAUUACCGUGAAAAUGGGGGAAGCUAUCACGAUCAGAACAAGGAAGUUUAUGACCAACCGCCUUCUCAACAGAAGGCAAAUGGUUGUUGAUGUGAUCCAUCCAGGCCAAGCCACCGUCAAGAAGACGGAGAUCCGCGAGCGCCUUGCCCAGGCCUACAAGACCACACCCGAUGUCAUCUUCGCCUUUGGCUUCAAGACCCAGUUUGGUGGCGGACGCACCUCGGGAUUUGCCCUCAUCUACGACACCCUGGACUUUGCCAAGAAAUAUGAACCCAAAUACAGAUUAGCAAGACAUGGACUUUACGAGAAGCCCAAGACCUCAUCCAAGCAGAGGAAAGAAAGGAAGAACAGACAGAAGAAGGUCCGCGGAACCAAGAAGGCGAAGGUGACGGCAGGCAAGAAGCGUUGAUCAUUUAACAAAGAAUUUUGAAUAUGAUCAUGGACCUACUCAACUUCAGUAAACUGGCAUUCCCCCUUACACAUCAUGCAGCCGUAUUCUGAGAUCGACACUACUCACCACACAUCACUCAAAAUCACUGUGUAACUGUUAAUAAAUGGAUUAACUAGCAGGAA